UUGGAGUUUACCAGGUGGUUCACCUCCAAAGUUUGGCAGAUCCGGAGAUGGUGGUAUCUUGGAAGAUGGCCCCAGUUUCAGCCCUGCUGUUCUGGGGACAAGCUGCAAAGCAAGGGCCUACCACUUCUGUACCGUGUAGUUUUCCUUGACUGGCUAUGGAAGCAGAAGUCAAAAGAGGAAGAGGAAGAAGAGGAGGAAGAGGUGGAAAAGGAUGUAUCUCUUGGUCCAUUGAAGCCAUAUUCUCCUCCCGAAGACGUUCCUAUUGAAGAACAAACCACCAUAACCACAGGUCAGCCAUCCUGUGGUUCCGAGGCCUUCCCCAAGGCACCAGAGACACCAGAACAAAUGCUCACAGAGCCCCUAUGCCCUUCCAGGUCCUUCCCUACGUUCCACAUCCUGACCAAGCUACCUGCAAGGCAUAGAACAGCAUCAGGAAAAUGCCUGCAGCAAAGAAAAAAACAGCUCUUCUGGGGCCUCCCCACACUGCACAGUGAAUUCUUGGAGGCCACCUUCCUAAACGUAGCUGGCUGCACUCCCUUAAAAUUGUCUACUGGUCCCAUCUUCUUCAACAACUUUGCCUUUCUGCCUAAAUCUAAUCUGCUGCUUCCCCAGUCCUGCCCCACAACCCAGCUUCCUAUCCAUCAAGUCCAUACAAUGGAAGAUCUGGAAGGGCUGGGCCCUGAUCCAGAGCUACCUCCCCCUCUAGUUCUAUCUCCAGCCCUCCAUAUUCAGCCCUUACCUGCAGGUCACAAAGGAGCCCUAUCAAGCACUGAGACACAUGCACAGUUGCUUCUAGAACAGAGAGAUACCCCUGGGAUCUCUAAGGAUCAAGCCCUGCACCCUCAGCCUGAACUCCAAAGAACCAGCCUCUCCAAGAACCUUCCUUCAUCUGAAGCUUGGCAGGGGGUGCCAUGGGAUCCCAGCCUUCAACAACUCACUCUAGAUUCAUGCCUUGCCUCUCCACUGUACCCCUCUAGCCCACUGGAAGUCCUGACUAGGCUUGAGCCCCUGUCAAGAACUAUGGAGCACAGUGAGAACUUCAGAGAUUCUGAGUCAGCAGUGUUAGUCCCUAGCCCAACUCUAGCCUCCCUGACAGAGCUCCAGGAAGUUAAUCCUUUAGGAAACCUGUCUGGAUCUACAGCCCUCUGGGAAGCCAUGGGGCACAGAGAGAACGCUCAGAUUUCCAAACCUCCAACCUCAACCCCUUGCCAUCCUCAAGGAACAAGUGCCCUGACCAUUCCACCUGAAUAUGAGACUCAGUGGAGAAGCACAACACAUAGAGAGAGCCUAAAAGCUUUUAAGCCCCCAGUGCCAGCCCCCUGCCAAUGCCAAGUUUCUUUCUCAAAACGCCAUGAAGCCAAUUCUGAAGAAAGACUGUCUCCACCUAAGGACUUCUGGAGAACCACCAUACAGAGAGAAUAUCCUCAGAGCUCUGAGUUUCCUGCACCAGUCCUCCACUUUCCCCCAGGCCCCCAGCCAGAGCUUCAUAGAGACAGCACCUUGGGAGAUCCAUCUGGAUGUGAGGGCCAGUCAGGAGACAGAGAAAAAUCAGGAAAUCCCUGGAUCUUUGAGCCCACAGACUUGGACCUCAACUCAGGCUCAGUACACUUUCCAAAAAUCCAUGAAACCAGACUUGCAUGUGUCCCAUUGGGAUCUGAGGCUUCACAGGACAUACAGAAAAAAAAUGUGGGGGUCUCUGCAGAUCCUUUUUCAUCUCUCAGCCCUCCCUCAUCCUCCCUGCUAGAGUCUGCAGGAAUGGGUUCCCAGGGAACCCUGCCUGACUCCAAAGCUUUGUGGGAGAGCAUGGGGCAGAGAGAGAACCUCUGGGUCUCCAAGUUUCCAGGCCCUCCACACAGUCCACCUCUAGCCCCGCUUCUCGAGUCCUACAGAAGAAAUUCUAUGGAAGGCUUGCCAGGAUCAGAAGCUUCACGGGACCUUGAGCACUCCAGCAAUUCCAGGGCUGUUGAACCUGAAUCUCUGGUCCUCAACCCACAUCCAGCUCUUGUUCUAGAAUCCAAGUCCUUCAGAGUAAACCCCAUUGGGGUCCUGUUUGAUUCUCAGGCUCUAUGUGGGGACAUGGAAAGGAGAAAGAACUCCUGGAUCUCUGAGCUUCCAGGAUGCAGCUUCCCCCAAGGCCUGCAUGGAGUCAGUUUCCAGAGAAUCCAGUCAGAUUCUGGGUUUGUUAGGGUGGUCAUGGAGCAGAAAAACUCUUGUACUCCAGGUGGGGGCCUCAGUCCACCCCUAAACUCUGUGUCAAUGUCUCACAUAAAUGAGCCUAUUGGAAAUCCAUGGGACUAUAUGCCUAUGGGGCAAGUAGUGGAGCAGAAAGAAAACUAUUGGGCCACUGAGCUUCCAGCCUCAGCCUUCAGCCCCACCUUUGUCCUUCCACCAGAAGGGUACAUUGAUUGGGAAUUUGUGUGGAGAAAAGUACAGCAAAGAGAGGUUCCCCAGGGCUCCAGCCCUCCUGUAGGGGAUCCCCUGCAACCAAUGCUCUGGCCUUCCACUCUAGGUGAAACUUUGAAGAUUAAACCCACUUACUCUGACCUCCUCACGAGAGAGGCAGGCCCAGGUGCUAAGGUAGAGAGUCUCCCAGACCAGGAAGAGGCUGGGCCAAAGAUGCCCACGCAUCCUCGAGUCCAAACCUGGCAAUGGAGUAGAGAAUUACUCAGGCUGAAGUACCUGCAGCAGUCCAGAGCCCUUGGCCGAAGCCAAUCAUUUUGCAGCUCGCCCACUGCUAGCUGUACAAUUCCAGUCUCUUGGGAGCUCUUUUCCUGUCCCCCACAGCAGGCUCAUCCUCCCAACCCAGGCCCCUACUCUGCAAGGUGCAGUUUCCAAAGGGCCCAGGGCACAGUGCCCCAGUCUCCCACUGUCCAGGCCUCCCGCUGUCACCAUCCUCAUACAACAAAACAAAUGUCUGACAAAGGGGGGAGUGUGAAAAGGGGGAUGGUGGCCCAGGCUCAGGAGCCAUGUGUUCACAUGAAGGCUGGUAACCAGUGCCAAGGCCUAAGAGUGCCCUCUAAUCCUAAAGCUUCAGUUUCAGAGGAGAAAUUGAGCAAGGCUUCUUCAGCCCUACUUUCAGCCAAAAAGAGAGACUAUCCCAAGAAAGCCAGGUUAUAUCACAGAAGGGAUGCAGGGUUGGUGUCAUCCACACGCACAGGGAGAAUCCCAUCUGGCCAAACCCAAAGACCAGUGGGAGUCCUUGGAAACAGACUUUCCCAAAGAUCUCAGCCUAAGAUGCAGCACUCUCUACACAGCAUGCUCCCUCAAAUGUCUCUCCCCAAGACUGAGGGUCCCCAUAAUAUGGAUAAGGCAAGGAUGGAAGUUGGUGGCAUACCAAACUCACAGCACUGCAAGCACUAUAAGCAUCAUCUGUCUUCCCCAUCUCAGGCUCCACUUGCCAGGGCUCUCCAAGGAGUAUUAGCCAAAUGUCUGAGCACCCUUAGGCCUCAGCCCACCAAAUCCAAUCAGCAGAGGGAAGGUUGGUAGUUACUCACACCCAGUAUUCCAAGACCUGAAGCCAAACCAGACCAUGUGGAGGUGUGGGGUGAGGAUGGGAAGCAGAAGAAAUUCUAAUAAAUUAGCUAAACAACAAACCCUA
Echinops telfairi (small Madagascar hedgehog) is the source of this 3598-nucleotide messenger RNA. It is a transcript of the gene SPATA31G1, whose product is annotated as chromosome unknown C9orf131 homolog. NCBI's taxonomy places the organism in Eukaryota, Metazoa, Chordata, Mammalia, Afrosoricida, Tenrecidae. The record is from RefSeq and is a predicted model, not a curated record. The transcript is spliced from 3 exons. The annotation marks the transcript as partial.